CCUCUCAUAGAACAUAACACCAAGUUAAUAAUUUUUUAUUCAACAUCAAAUUUUUGAAGAAUUCACUUCUAUUGAUUUGAUAUCUAAAAAAUCAACUACAAUGAUGUUGAUUAAUUAUUUAAUAUUCGUCAUAAUGAUUUUAUUCAAUAUUUCAUCGACGUUUAGUAUUAAUCUAGAUAAUAUUUUCAAAUCAGAUCAGUUAAAAUCGUUUAUGGAUGAGCUUGACGAAAUUGUUAUAAAUGAUCAGAAAUUUAUAAAUACGACACUGAAAAAGGAUACGAAAAAUAACGAAUUGAAAGCAGCAUUCAAUAAUCUGACGAAUAUACUAGAGGAAUUGAAUUUAAUAGCCAAUCAUUCGACUGUCGAUUACGAGCUGUAUAAAUUUGACAAAUUUUUGAACACGCUCGAGGAACAUCAAAUUAAAAAUGGUUACGUUAAAUCAUUUUUUAAUUUGACGAGAUACAAAAAACAUACAGAAGAAAUAUCUAAUGGCAUAGAUGCCAUUGUCAGAUCAUUGAUUUACUUCCGUAAUAAAAAUAUUUCCGAUUAUUCUGUUCAUUUGUGUUCAUUUUCAUCAACCUUGCUUGAUUUUGUGCAACACGAUGAGGAUUUCAAAUAUUUUUUGCCGAUUUAUAUACAUUUUUUGCUCGAUCUCGAAACAAAAAUGGCUCACCCAAAUCAAUAUUCCUUCUGUGGCAAAACCAGCUCAUUUGCUAAUGGAUUAGUUAAUUACAAUCGUUAUGUAUUGACGUCUUCUAUUAAAAAAUAUACAAUAGAUCAGUAUUCUAAAAUAAUUGAAGCGCGAUGCCAAAACCUUCGACCAACUCCUGCAUCGGAUUUCAUUGAUUUAAGAGGAAGUGUGAUCCACGCAAUGGCCCAAACCGAUCGUAUAUUACAGCGAACGCGUCAAUUUAUCCAUAGAUGCGAUUUUGAAAAAACUGAUAACACAUAUCAUUAUUAUGAAUUAGAUCGUUUGGUGCAAAAAAUAAUAAUUGAAGAGAAAUUUCUGAGCACCUCAAGAUUUUGCGAUAAUAAUUGCGAUUUAAGUCUCAUUAGGGGUCAAAAUAAUACAGAAUGUGAUCAAUUUAUGGAUUGUCAAUAUAUAGGUGCAAGCUUCGAUAUUUGUGAAUCUAACAAAGGGAGUUCACGACGGUACGAGUGGUUUAAUGACGACCAGGGGAAAAUGUAUGGUGGAAAUAUUCAACAGCAAUGUGAUAACCCCCUAAAAUCUGUAUCUAGUUACUAUAAUUACUAUCAACUUCACCAUUGUGAUUACUGCGUAUGUACAUGUGUUACGAACCCACAACGAGGGUACCCGAUAGUAAAUGCUAUCAGUUUUAGAGACCAAGUUACAGAUAUUGGAAAUAACGAAGUAGUGACAGGCGUGAGAUUUGUCAAAAAAGACCGUAUGAUUCAUGUACAAAUAAAAAAGGGUAAACUGAAGCCACAGAAUGUCGUGGGUGAAAGUUCAUGGAAGGACUUGGAAAAUUUUGUUCAUGAGAAUGAUACCGGAAAAAUUUAUGUUCAAAACAGUCAAAAUAUUUCUACAGAGUGUAAACUGGGAACUGAUUACGGACAUGUCAGCGCAUUAAAUUUUGAUGAUGUGUUUGCUCACGAAGGUUUUGUUGUUUCGGGGGUUAGAUUUAGACUUGCUAAUAAUUACGAUGAUUAUUCGCCGCCGACAAAAGACCCAAUAGAAUUGCAAAUUCGCGUCACACCUUUUGAUUAUAUAAGCGGCAAGUUAAUUGAUCACGAUAAAACGCAUUGGGUUUCUCCAAAAAUAGAGGUCGAGAUGUCUAGCCAAUACAAUUUCGUCAGAAAGUUAUUGGUUCUGAAUAAUCCAGAUAACCCAACUAAAUCACCUGGCAAUGUUAUUGACUCAUCGGAAGAUCAGUUUAUUCAAUUUCGUGCUUCGGAUUUGAAAAAAGAUGCCGGACAAUCAACAGUUCCAUUCUUUGACGCCCAAGAUGUUGAAGGCGCACCCGAAUUCCCAUUAGGGGGAGUUGGAAUAAUUCAUCGCGGACGUGAAGGCUACGGCGGAUUUCUGGCUUUUAGAAUUUUCGAUUGUAAUCUUUAUAAAUAUUUUCAAAAUCGGUUACACUUUCAAUAACAGACAAUCAUGUUAACCUCGUUAUUGGCUUAUUAAUAAUUAUAUCACCUCUUUUAUAAAAAAAUAAAAAUUAGUUGUGACAAAAUCGAUUGUUCAAUUACUGUAACUACUUGAUAAGAGACAAUAAAAUUGCAUCGUAAAAAAAAGAUA
Microplitis mediator is the source of this 2260-nucleotide messenger RNA. RefSeq lists its product as uncharacterized. The transcript is spliced from 7 exons. The coding region runs from base 101 to 2110 and encodes 669 amino acids. The record is from RefSeq and is a predicted model, not a curated record. NCBI's taxonomy places the organism in Eukaryota, Metazoa, Arthropoda, Insecta, Hymenoptera, Braconidae.